ACUACUCCUUCCGCAGAUCUAACAUCCUCACUCUCAAAUCUCAACGACUCCUUGAACAAUUUAUAUAAUCCCGGGAACUCCCUUUGAGAUCUGCGCUCAAACUUCAGUACCAUUGAGACGAAGCUUAGCAUUCUCUCACUUCCACUGUUGGGUUUCUUCAGAAAAAUAUAUUGACUGGAAUGGCUCUCCGGAAACCUGGUUUAAUUGCUUUAUUUGAUGUUGAUGGAACCCUUACUGCUCCGAGAAAGGGGGCCACUCCAAAGAUGGUAGAGUUCAUGCAAGAACUCCGCAAGGUUGUGACUGUUGGUGUCGUGGGAGGAUCUGACCUUAGUAAAAUCUCAGAGCAACUUGGAAAGACAGUUACUGAUGACUACGACUAUGUAUUUUCUGAGAAUGGCCUUGUGGCUCACAAAGAUGGGAAGCUAAUUGGCACCCAGAGCUUAAAGUCAUUUCUUGGAGAUGAUAAACUCAAGGAAUUUAUUAAUUUUACGCUUCAUUAUAUUGCUGACUUGGAUAUCCCUAUAAAAAGGGGAACAUUUAUAGAGUUCCGAAGUGGAAUGCUCAAUGUAUCGCCAAUUGGGCGAAACUGCAGCCAAGAAGAAAGGGAUGAAUUUGAAAAAUAUGAUAAGGUUCAAAAUAUUCGCCCGAAAAUGGUCUCCGUGCUUCGUGAGAAAUUUGCUCACCUUAACCUGACAUUUUCAAUAGGAGGACAAAUAAGCUUUGAUGUUUUUCCUCAAGGUUGGGACAAGACAUACUGCUUGAGAUACCUAGAUGAUUUUCAUGAAAUCCAUUUCUUUGGUGAUAAAACUUACAAGGGAGGAAAUGACCAUGAAAUUUAUGAAUCAGAACGAACCAUCGGUCACACAGUUACCAGCCCUGAAGAUACAAUGGAGAUGUGUAAAACUCUCUUCCUUGCAACUUCUUGAGCAUCUGGCCAUUCUCUUCGACUGUGUGCCAUUUGUAAUUUAUAUUUAUGAAUAAGCAUUUUUUUCCCUGAGCUACAUGUAUGUGCAUGCUAUGCACAGGGAUUCUGUCUGUAUGAAAAGAUAUUGUCAUACAUUUUUAAGUAUGUUUCCUUACAUA
Carya illinoinensis is the source of this 1083-nucleotide messenger RNA. Its product is annotated as phosphomannomutase. The record is from RefSeq and is a predicted model, not a curated record. Gene Ontology annotation, biological process: mannose metabolic process; protein N-linked glycosylation; GDP-mannose biosynthetic process. Gene Ontology annotation, cellular component: cytosol. Lineage: Eukaryota; Viridiplantae; Streptophyta; Magnoliopsida; Fagales; Juglandaceae. The transcript is spliced from 12 exons. The coding region runs from base 180 to 926 and encodes 248 amino acids. Gene Ontology annotation, molecular function: phosphomannomutase activity.